AUGGGUUCUGAAAAGGACGUCGACGUGCAACCCGUUGAAGACGUCGCGGCUGAGACUGCCCGCGAAGUCGCUAUGAACAAGGAGGCCAACAAUGUAAACAGCCGCGUCAUUGAGGGCGCGCGUGCCGCUGCUGAGAAGGAGCGCAACAUGACCCUCAUGCAGGGCCUGCGCCUGUACCCGAAGGCCGUUGCUUGGAGCGUCCUCAUCUCGACGUGCAUCGUUAUGGAAGGCUACGAUAUUACUCUGGUCAACAAUUUCUAUGCCUUUCCCCAGUUUAACAGAAAGUAUGGUGAGCUCACCGACACGGGCACAUACGAGGUUCCGGCCCGUUGGCAGGCUGGCCUGAGCAAUGGUGCCCAAGUUGGAGAAAUCAUUGGCCUCUUCAUUAACGGCUUCGUCUCUGAGCGUUUCGGCUACCGCUGGACCGUCAUCGGCUGUCUCGGCCUCGUCGCCGCCUUUACCACCAUCUUCUUCACCGCGCAAAACGUCCAGAUGCUUCUCGUGGCCGAGAUUCUCUGCGGCAUCCCAUGGGGUAUUUUUCAGACGCUGACCAUUACCUACGCUUCCGAGGUGUGUCCUGUCGCGCUGCGCGGCUAUCUGACCACCUAUGUCAACUUUUGCUGGGGCCUCGGCCAGGAGAUUGGCAUCGGCGUCAUCUUCUCCAUGCUGAAGCGUGAAGACGAGUGGGCGUACCGCAUCCCGUACGCCCUUCAGUGGAUGUGGCCACUACCCCUCAUGAUUGGCAUCUACUUUGCGCCCGAAUCUCCCUGGUGGCUUGUCCGUCGCGGCAAGAUGGAGGAGGCGAAGCACUCUUUGUUACGGUUGACGAGCAAGAAUGAAGAGACCCAGUUUGACCCCGACGAGACGAUUGCCAUGAUGGUGCACACGACGGCACUAGAGGAGAAGAUGACGGCUGGCGCAUCCUACUGGGACUGCUUCAAGGGAUCCGACCUGCGCCGCACCGAAAUUGUCUGCAUGGUCUGGGCGAUUCAGAAUCUCAGCGGCAACUCCUUCUCCAACUAUUCGACCUACUUUUUGAAGCAGGCGGGCUUGUCGGAGCAUGAUUCGUACUCGUUUGCUCUCGGCCAGUAUGCCAUCAAUAUGGUUGGCGUAUUUGGUGCAUGGGGUCUGAUGACGAUGGGGGUUGGCCGUCGUUCUCUGUACCUGUACGGUCUCUGCGGCCUGUGCAGCAUGCUCUGCGUCCUAGGAUUUCUUGGACUCGUACCCGAGGCCCAACGCAGAGAGGGCGCGUUGGCGACGGGCGCCAUCAUGGUCGUGUGGGCUCUCUUUUACCAGCUCACCGUCGGAACUGUGUGCUACUCGUUGGUGGGCGAGCUGUCUUCGCGCCGUCUCCAGAUCAAGACGGUCGUUCUCGGCAGAAACCUAUACAAUAUUGUGGGCAUCAUCAACAACGUCAUCACGCCGUAUAUGCUCAACCCGACAGCGUGGAACUGGAAAAACUAUGCCGGCUUCUUCUGGGGCGGCAUCUGCUUCCUGUGCAUCAUCUACGUCUACUUUCGCCUGCCGGAGCCGCGCGGCCGCACUUUUGCUGAACUUGACGUGCUGUUUGAAAAGGGCAUCAGCGCACGCAAUUUUGCAUCGACCGAGGUAGACGUGUUUCACGAGAAUGUUGAGCAGAACGUAAUGAAUGCGUAUGAGGAGGUGGAUCGUCCUAACAAAGGACAGUUCGUUUGA
Messenger RNA from Cordyceps militaris CM01, 1695 nucleotides. Its product is annotated as MFS alpha-glucoside transporter, putative. Gene Ontology annotation, cellular component: membrane. The coding region runs from base 1 to 1695 and encodes 564 amino acids. NCBI's taxonomy places the organism in Eukaryota, Fungi, Ascomycota, Sordariomycetes, Hypocreales, Cordycipitaceae. The record is from RefSeq and is a predicted model, not a curated record. Gene Ontology annotation, molecular function: carbohydrate:proton symporter activity. The transcript has 4 exons. Gene Ontology annotation, biological process: transmembrane transport; carbohydrate transport.